This is a messenger RNA of Closterium sp. NIES-65, 1656 nucleotides long. NCBI's taxonomy places the organism in Eukaryota, Viridiplantae, Streptophyta, Zygnematophyceae, Desmidiales, Closteriaceae. The record is from the annotation of a GenBank genome assembly.
AUGGCUCUCGUUUCUAAAGUCGGUGGCCUGCUGUGCGUGGGAAUUCUCCUGCUAGCUCUCGCCCUCAAUCCUGCCGACGCCGUAUCUGCCAGAUCAGAAGACCUUAACAAAGGCGCCUCGUGCUACCCUGAGUUGAAGAAUUUCGGCGACAAUCCCUAUUUCGACAAGGGCAUGGUUGCUGAGAUUCCCGUGAGCAAGUUCGACGCCGGGAAGGCCUGCGGAACGUGUUACCAGGUUACCUGCAAGAACAGCAAGAGGUGCAACAAGGGAGCUAGCGUGACGGUGCGCGCGAUGAACAACGACGGCGACGGCUUCACGCUCAACAACCCCGCGUGGGACAAAAUCGUCCGCGACCGAUCCGGCAGCGUGGAGGUCGAGUACCGCAGCGUGGACUGCCCGACCAACGGCCGCGGCAUGGCGGUCAUGAUCGAGAGGAGCAGCGGCCCGUACUACUUCGCACUUUACGUUCUGGGCGCGGCGAGGAACGCGGCGGUGGGGAAGGUGGAGCUGUCGACGGACGGCAACAAGUGGACGGGCAUGACGAGGGGCGGGUGGGGCGCGCGGUGGGAGCUGCCCUCCGCCAAGGACGUCGUGGGCGCGGGGCGCAAGGUGAGCGUGCGCGUGACGGCGGCGGUCACCCAGCAGCAGGUGGUGCUGCAAGACGUGAUUCCGAGCAAGUGGAGCGCCGGGAAGACCCCCUCCAUCUCCCCACCGCCCUCUCCCAUUUCUCCUUCACCUGCCAUUUCCACCUCUCCACCCAUCACUCCCUCCUCCUCCUCCUCCUCCUCCUCCUCCUCCUCCUCCUCCUCCUCCUCCUCCUCCUCCUCCUCCUCCUCCUCCUCCUCCUCCUCCUCCUCCUCCUCCUCCUCCUCCUCCUCCUCCUCCUCCUCCUCCUCCUCCACCCACUCGUCCAGAGGACCCCUUGCAUCCACCCCUUCCCAUGCCUCCAUUCCCGCUAUAAGCAGCCUCUGUGCCUCCUCGCGGGCGGCGUCAACGCCCUCUUUGUCUCCAGCCUCUUCCCAUCACAUUCUUGUUCUUUCCCUUCCUGCCUCCCAUCAACCUUCUUCUGCCCUUGCUGCUGCGUCUGCUCGCGCCUUGUCUUUUCUGCUGGUGUUGCCGCACAAGGGCCUGCAAGGGAAGCCAGCACAGGAUGGCACGCCUCUUCCCUCUCCACCACUGCAAACCGCACUCCCGCUUCCUCCACCCCUUUUUCUUCCCUCCCUUCCCCUCUCCCUCUCCCCUCCCUAUCCCCGUCUCCCCCCUUCUCACCCUCUCGCCCCUCCUCCGAGCUCCGUUGCCCCACGCCAGGGAAGGAGUAGUCCGUGGCGGGAGGCGGUGGCAGAAGUUGAGGAGCUCGCCGAUAUGCCCGUGCCCCGCACCCACCCGUACCGCUCAACCGCCACCGCCUCCUCCUCCGAUAGGUCCACUCCCACUGGCGGGAAGAAAGGAAGAGACGCUUUUAUCAUUCUCAAAAGUGGCAGAAAGGAAGAGGGAAGUGAGGGGAGGUAUGGGACUGCGGAGGCACACGAGGUGGGCUGGAAUGGAUGGCAUGCAGGAGAAGGUGGUGAGGGCAGGGCAUGUUUGACAUUGCGCUUCUGCGUGUUUGUGGCCUACGUGGAUCACAAUGACCCCUUUGAGAGACCAGUACUGCACUGA